CGGUCUUGGUCUUGUAUCGCAGCCGUGUGAGUUGGCUGUGAUGGAAGUGGGAGUUCAGCGGUGUCAGUGGUGUUUGCAGUGUCCUGGAAGCGAAGGCACUGGAUUCCACACUUGCGUGUCUGUGCCCAUUCUUCUGCCCCAGGUGACUUUGCAUCCUGUUUCUGGUGCCGCUUAACACAGUGUUUGCACAGAUUUACAGCUCAUGGUGGAGAAUGCCUUCCCUUUCCAAGGUGCCUGAGAUGCUUUUUAAAAUAGUAGAGCUCUUCAUUCUUUCUUCUUCGCUAAAAGGAAGAGGAGAUGGUUUUGAAUGGCACAGUCCUUCAACAGCCUUGGAGAGGAAAGCAUCACUGGGUAGUCCAGCAUCAGGGUGAUUGGCACAAGACACUUGACUGUAUAUGCUGCAGAACCAUGUGUCUUUAAAUACUAUUCUUCUUGAAAAUGCUGUUAAAAACCCCUGUAUCCAGUCUAAAUUGCUCACAGGUACUUAUUUUUCUAAUGUUUCCACAAAAUCAUUUUAAGAAAACUGAAUUCACUGUGGGCUUUGUGGGUCACAGAGUUCCUAUUUCUUGUUGCUUUAUACAGUGGCUCUGCUAUGCCUUGGAAAUUAAUGGUGACUGAGGAUAAGGUGAUUGAGGGAUUUUUGCUGCUUGAUUCCUGAAUGAAACUUCAAAAUGUGGACUUCUGACUAUAUAAAUGUUCCAGCUGCUGGAUCCUCUUUCUUUUAGUACCAUGGCAUCCAAAAGCUUUCUUUGACCUUCUUUAUGCUCUUCUCAGCCUGGGAUGUUUCACUGGUUCUUUGCGGGAACUACUUUUUUCAUCUCAUCCCAUUUCUUGUGCAACAUGAAUUGUCGUGGGAGUCCCCUCUGCAGACACCUCUUCUCUGUGUGUACAUGGUCAGUUGUUCAGUUGGCUGCUUGUUGUGUGCAGGUGGAAACAGAGAGUAGCUUUGGGAAGCUGUUUGCCUGUUCACUUGGGAAGAGCUUGACAGACUCGAGGAGUGCCCGGGAAAGUACCUGCCGUUGGAUUGCUUUCCCUCCCGGUUCGCAGAGCAGUCCAGGAGAAGGAUGAGCUUCGAGCUCAGAACCAAGUACUGAAAAAAGGAGUUGUAGAUGAGCAAGCAAACUCUGCUUCACUGAAGGAGCAAUUGAAGAUGAAGGAUCAAUCACUGAGAAAGCUGCAACAAGAAAUGGACAGCUUAACGUUUAGAAAUCAGCAGCUUGCCAAACGGGUGGAGUUACUUCAAGAUGAACUUGCAUUAAGUGAAGCCAGGGGCAAAAAGAGCAAGAAAAGUGUAGAAUCCUCAUCUCAGUUGAGUCAAGAACAGAAAAGUGUCUUCAAUGAAGAUCUUCAGAAGAAAAUAGAAGAGAAUGAACGACUACAUAUACUGUUCUUUGAAGCAGAUGAGCAGCACAAACGUUUGGAAGCGGAGCUGAGAACUAGACUUGAGGUUUUGGAAACUGAUGCUGCCCAGCACCAAGCUGUGGUGGACAGUUUAACGAAGAAAUACACAGAUACCAUAGAAAAGCUGCAGAAUGAUAAAGCCAAAUUAGAAAUCAAGUCUCAGACACUAGAAAGAGAAGCUAAGGACUGCAGGCUUCGAACUGAAGAAUGCCAGCAACAGCUAAAGAAUCUUCAAGCAGCUUUGGGCAGUAGACUGGAAGAAUCACUAUGCAUAAUUAAUGAAAAAGUACCUUUUAAUGACACAAGAUCUAAUCGAUACAAUGCUCUGAAUGUACCGUUACACAACAGAAGAUAUCAGCUGAAGUUGCGAGACCUUGCUGGCAAGGCACUGGCUUUUGUUCAAGAACUCGUAACAGCUCUCUUGAACUUCCACACAUACACUGAGCAGAAGGUACAGAUCUUUCCCAUUGAUUCUGCAACAGACACUAUAUCACCGUUGAAUCAGAAGUUCUCACAGUAUCUCCAUGAAAACGCUUCGUACGUUCGCCCUCUGGAGGAAGGAAUGCUGCACUUGUUCGAGAGCAUCACGGAGGAUACUGUGACAGUCCUGGAAACAACAGUGAAAUUGAAGGCCUUCUCAGAACAUUUAGCUUCCUACUUGUGCUUUUUAAGAAAGAUUCUUCCUUAUCAGUUAAAAAGUUUGGAAGAAGAGUGUGAGUCUUCUCUUUGCACAGCUGCUUUAAGAGCUAGAAAUAUGGAGCUACACAGAGACAUGAAAAGGUUGACUGCAGUCUUUGAGAAGCUACAUACGUAUGUCAGUCUUCUGGCCUUACCGAGUACAAAACCAGAAGGACUACUUAGGACAAAUUAUAACUUUGUGUUUACAAACAUUGCUGCAAGUCUUCAUGGAUUUCAUGACGUUUUAAAAGAUAUUUCCAAACACUACAGUCAGAAAGCUACUUUAGAACAAGAUGUUCCAACUGCCACACAGAAACUCAUAACUACAAAUGACUGUAUUUUAUCCUCUGUUGCGGCUUUAACAAACGGAGCAGGCAAGAUCGCCUCGUUCUUCAGCAACAACUUGGAUCACUUCACUGCUUCAUUGAGCUAUGGCCCUAAAGGAGGAACAGAGUUCAUCAGCCCUCUCUCAGCUGAGUGUAUGCUGCAGUACAAGAAAAAGGCAGCUGCUUACAUGAAGUCUUUGAAGAAGCCUUGUGCAGAUUCAGUGCCUUAUGAAGAGGCUUUAGCCAAUCGCAGAGUUCUCCUGAGUUCUACAGAAAGUAGAGAAGGUCUUGCACAACAGGUUCAGCAGAGUUUGGAGAAAAUUGCAAAACUUGAACAAGAAAAAGAACACUGGAUGUUGGAGGCCCAGCUAGCUAAAAUAAAGCUAGAGAAAGAAAACCAGAAACUGAAGAACUCUCUUAGUGGAAAUUUAACUGAAACUAUGCAGGAGCAUUCCAUUUUGCCAAAUGUAACAGAACAAAAGAAGGAAACCACAGAAAAGAGGGAACCCAUUAAGAGUACUAGUCUGAUUGGAAUGUUGACUAUAACUACUGAUAAUGAAAAGGCUCCAGAUGUUGAGUCUCGUGAAGACCUGAUAAAAACCCACUAUAUGGCAAGGAUAGCAGAACUUACCUCUCAUCUGCAGCUUGCUGACAGCAAAUCAGUGCACUUUUAUGCUGAGUGUCGAGCACUUGCCAAAAGACUGUCCUUAGCAGAGAAGUCCAAGGAAUCACUCACGGAAGAGUUGAAGGCAGCCAGUCAAAACAUCAGCAGAUUACAGGAUGAAUUGAUGACGACAAAGAGAAGUUAUGAGGAUCAGUUAAGUAUGAUGAGUGACCAUCUCUGCAGCAUGAAUGAAACCUUAACUAAACAAAGGGAAGAAAUUGAUACUCUAAAGAUGGCUAGUAAGGGAAAUUCUAAAAAGAACAAAAGUCGAUAGUUUAUGGCUGAGUCUUUGGAAGCUGCUGCUGCACAGGAUGCAGAUAGUGACCAUUCAUUAUCCAGUACCUGUUUGUUCCAGGAAGCAGAGGCUGGUAUUGGGUCUAGUAAAAACUGAAUUGGUGCUGUAAAUGGCUUUAAAAUAUUUAGAACUUGUAACAGAUAAAUCAGAACUUAAUGCUGGCUCUAAACCAGGAAAUACACACUCUGUGGAUAAUUUAUAUAGUAAUUACCUUCAGUUUUUACUGUGCACUUUUUAAAACCAGGUUUUGAUUUCAUGUAAUAACUUCAGAUUUUGUAUAUUUUCAAAUAUAUGUAUGUAUUAACAAAUUUGGAUCCGUGCAGUAGUUGUCUGUUUUUGAGUUAUACAUUUCAUUGUCAAUAUGUGUACAUUCCAUUACUUGUUAAUAACAGUUUAAAAAUGAGUUUUGAGACUUUUUUUGGCCAUGCAAGCUGUGCAGUUACUGUAAGUGUAUUAUUCCUAUUCUCAGCCCUUUUGAAUUAAUUGGAGUUGUGGCUUGAAAGGAUUUUUACGAAUUCACACAAGUAAAUGGGAUCAUUAUUUUAGACUGCAACAGUGGAAACUUUUCCUGCUUGCAUUUGGCACUUUGGAUAUUGAAGUAAAGAGCACAAACAGCUGAAUUGGGAUAGUUCUAUGAAACUGCUUUAAGCCCUUACAAUAACAUUUUGUUUACACAUAUAUGUAUAUAUAUAUUGGUUGAAACAGCUGUUUAAAGCUAGAGGAAACUGUGAUUGUCAUUUACCCCAAAAGAGUGAAACAAUAUGUGUAGAAUAGAUCACCUUGCUGUGUUCUCUUCCAGUAAAGAAGAAUACAAAAUAUGUGAAAGAUUUAAACACUGAAUUUGCAAAAGGUGUUCAUGGAAUUAAGUCCUGAUGUAUUCACUGAGGGGAUGCACAUGGCUUUUCCUGUGUUUUCAGAAGUUUGUGAACUUUAGGCCUCUCCUAAGACUUUUUUUUUUUUAAGUGAAGUUUAAUACCACAAGUUUUCACAGCAUUGGUUUGUUGGUUGGGGUUUUUUUGUUUUUUUAAAAUCAGGUGCUGUGCUGCUCCACACUUCACACUGAUCUUCUGUUCCAUAAUUUGCAUUAUGGCACUUACUUGUCCCAUAAGGGUUUACUCCGAUAUCGAAAGUGUUGAUAUGUAUUAUCAAUAUGUAAUAAUAAAAUCAACUACAUGAAA
Messenger RNA from Pseudopipra pipra, 4542 nucleotides. RefSeq names its product protein phosphatase 1 regulatory subunit 21 (gene PPP1R21). NCBI's taxonomy places the organism in Eukaryota, Metazoa, Chordata, Aves, Passeriformes, Pipridae. Bases 1151 to 3343 code for a protein of 730 amino acids. The record is from RefSeq and is a predicted model, not a curated record. The transcript has 22 exons. Gene Ontology annotation, cellular component: early endosome; membrane.